Molecule: messenger RNA, 1038 nt
Organism: Zonotrichia leucophrys gambelii
Lineage: Eukaryota; Metazoa; Chordata; Aves; Passeriformes; Passerellidae
Gene: TIMM9
Product: translocase of inner mitochondrial membrane 9
Exons: 6
Coding region: 430-699 (89 amino acids)
Source: RefSeq, a predicted model, not a curated record
GCCCGGUUCCGUGGCGAAUCUGCGGGGCCCGGCCCUGGACCCUGGACGGGCCCUUCCUCGUGCGCGCGCGCGCGUGGCGAAUCUGCGGGGCCGGCGCGGGGGCGGUGUUAGAUAACACGGAAAUGAAGGGCAAAGGAGACAAAGCUUCAGUCUUCUAGGAAACCUGCAGGGAUGCUUUCAAGCCUUAACUUGUUCACUGUGUUGGAUUAAGAAUAUCACAUCUAAAGUCUCUGAAACUCCAAGGCUGGAAAGUGUUUGACUUUGCUUCUUCCCCAGCUCCUGCUCUAGCUUAUUCAAUAAAUCUGACAGCACUUAUAAAAAUCAAUAAGGCAUUCUGUUAGUCACUUCAGCUGUGUGAAACACCCAAAAAGCCUUUAAAGGACAGCAGUUAGCAGGUGGCUCUGGUGACUGAGCCACAGGAGGUGGAACAUGGCUGGACAAAUAUCAGAGGCUGAUCAGAUCAAGCAGUUCAAGGAGUUUCUUGGCACAUACAAUAAACUUACAGAAAACUGCUUUGUGGAUUGCAUAAAGGAUUUCACUAGCAGAGAUGUGAAACCAGAAGAGAUAACUUGCUCAGAAAACUGCCUGCAGAAGUAUCUGAAGAUGACACAGAGGAUCUCCAUGAGAUUCCAGGAGUACCACAUCCAGCAGAACGAGGCUCUGGCAGCCAAGGCAGGACUGCUCAGCCAACCUCGCUAGAGCAGAGCUCUGUGCUCAGACUUAAGCUGUGCCAAGAACACACUGGGGGAUUCCUGCUGUCAGGAUGUGUCCAGCAGCUCAGGGCAGAGCUGUGGGUGCUGCUCAGGCAGUGGGAGCAGAAGGGUUAAACAGGAGCUCAGUCCUGGUGGCCUGGCAGUGGAGUUUGUUUCCACAAGGGAAUGAUGCACAUACAACUUUUCCCAGGGCCCACAGACUGUGUCUGAAUUUCAGGGGUGGUGGGAGGGCUCACCUGCCUUUUGCUGAGACUGGUUGAGAUGAAUCAAUGUAAUGUGGGGAAUACUUUUUUAUUUAAUUCAAAUAAAAUCAGCUGGAGCCAUA